AUGGAUAAAUUGUUAGUGAUUAUCGGUGUGGUGAUGGCUAGAUUGUGUGAUUGUUGGUCGACCGAUGAAUUAGCUUUGUAUGAUCUCGUUGAAGAAGUGAACGCUAAUUUUUAUGAAUUAUUUUCACUUGAAAAGGAUGCGAGUUUAUCCGACGUAAAAAAGGCAUAUCGCCGAUUGAGUAUGGAGUUACAUCCAGAUCGAAAUCAGGCUGAAGAUGCAAAUGAACAGUUUAGACGGAUAGCUGCCAUUUACGACGUCUUGAAAUCACCUUCACUCAGGCAGGCUUAUGAUAAUAUUCUCGAGUUCGGUCUUCCUGAUUGGAGACAGCCUAUUUAUUAUCUCAGACGUGCUCGAAAGCUGUCGUGGAUAGAGACAACGGUUGUGCUAUUAUUAAUAUCAACGAUAACGCAUUACUUGAUGAUGUGGGGAGCGUACAUCGACAAGUGUUGGAUACUUGAAUCUCGAAGUUCAAAGCAUCGUAAAAAAGAGCUUCAACGACAAAGAAAAGCGGGUAUCUGUGAUGAAAUGAUAGAUGAUCAACUGCUUGAGGAUAAACCAAAAUUAACCAAACUUCUACCUUUCAUUCUCAUUUCGUUCGCUUAUCAUGUCGUAUUGCAUUCACCUGAACUCAUCACUGCUUGCUACGAAUAUUUCUUCAAACAACAACAACAUCCUGAGGAAGAAGAAGAGCCGCUGAGAAAGGUUCCAAUCUAUAUGGAGUUGUCACCUCAACCAGUUUAUGAAUACGCAGUUGCGAGUGAUUUAAAGCCUGUUAUGAGUACUGAUAUUGAUAAGGACGGUUUGAAUAAUCAUCAGCUGGAUAGUAAUAGUUAUUCUUCACGAGGUAAGAAAUGGACUUGUGAAGACUUGGAACAUUUGGUCAAAUUAACCACUGAGAAGUAUCCCGCCGGAACACCUGAUAGAUGGAAAUUAGUGGGACUGAUAAUGAAUCGAGAUACUGACGAAGUGGCUGCAAUGACCGGAAAAUUGAAACUGGUUAAAAAGGAUGAAUAUUCGAAAUUAUUGCGUGCAUCGCAGUCGAGUUCAGUGGUGUUGGCAGCUGCGAAUGUGACAUCAUUGAAAGAUAAAGACAAGUUUUAUGAUGAUAACGAUAAGUGUGGUGGUGAUACGAAUACGAACGAUGUGAUAUCUUCGCCAGCAGAUGAAUGGUCGCAGCACGACCAACGUUUAUUCGAGACUGCCCUGCAACAAUUCCCGAAAGGAACUGCGGAUCGGUACGAUUUUUGUUACAUCUGCUCGCGUUUGUUUUGA
Molecule: messenger RNA, 1272 nt
Organism: Anisakis simplex (herring worm)
Lineage: Eukaryota; Metazoa; Nematoda; Chromadorea; Rhabditida; Anisakidae
Source: the annotation of a GenBank genome assembly